UGGUCAGCAAAUUCCACCACAAAGGCCUUGAGUCCAAUUGUGCAACUCUUAGACUCUGGAAACUUGGUUCUAAGAGAUGCAAAAGAAAAAGAUCCCCAAAUCUACCUGUGGCAAAGCUUUGACUAUCCUUCUGAUACUCUUUUGCCUGGAAUGAAGAUUGGAUGGGACCUAAGAACUAGUCUUAAUCGACGUUAUAUAGCAUGGAAGAAUUGGGAUGACCCCUCUUUUGGAGACUUCACAUUAGAGCUUACACAUCACAAUUAUCCUGAAGUAAUAGCUUGGCAAGGCCCAACAAAGUAUAUGAGGAGUGGCCCUUGGAAUGGUGUCCGGUGGAGUGGUGACUCUCAUGCAUUGAAGAAUCCACUGCAUGAAUCAAAGUUUGUGUGGAAUAAGGAUGAGGUUUAUGGAACAUAUGAUGUCAAAAACAAGUCACUGAUUACAAGAUUUGUCUACAACCAAACGUUGUACUCAGCAAUGGACGUAAUGUGGAUUGAAGAUAAUCAAAGGUGGAUUACAUUUAGUUUUAUGCCAAUUGACAAUUGUGAUAGAUAUAAUCGUUGUGGCCCAAAUGGAAUUUGCAUCAUUGGUGAGACACCAAUAUGCCAGUGCAUGGCAGGAUUCCUACCAAAAUCACCCCAAAAUUGGAAUGCCAUGUACUGGACUGAAGGAUGUGUCCGCAAUAAAUCCUGGAGUUGCAAGGAAAAUAACAAGGAUUAUUUUGUGAAAUUUAGUGGGAUGAAAUUGCCAGAUACUACAUAUUCUUGGGUUAAUGCAAGUUUGACGCUUGAGGAAUGCAAAUCCAAAUGCUGGGAAAAUUGUUCUUGUACUGCUUAUGCUAAUUCAGAUAUUCGUGCAGGAGGUAGUGGUUGUGCCCUAUGGUUCCAUGAUUUAACCGAUAUAAGGCAGAUUGCUUUUGAGGACCAGGAUAUAUAUAUUCGUCUUGCCUCUGCACAAACAACUCAACAUAAUGAAGCUAAUGGAAAUAAGACAAAGGUGAUUGCCGUAAUAGUGACCACUGUGUUGGCUCUUGUAAUGCUUUUGAUCAUUUUCUUUUACAUUUACGGGCACGGAAGAAACUCUACAGCAAACAAGGAAAAAGGCUCAGAAGGAAAUAUGGAGCUGAAAACCUUGUUAGCAACAAACAAUGAAGAAGUCUAUGAAGGAAAUAUGGAGGUACAUAUUUUUGAUCUUGCAGUAAUAGCUAAUGCUACUAAUAACUUCUCAUCUAAGAUGAAGCUUGGCCAAGGUGGUUUUGGACCUGUAUACAAGGGUAUACUUCCAAAUGGACAAGAAAUUGCAGUGAAACAACUUUCACAAAACUCUCACCAAGGAUUGGUUGAAUUUAAGAAUGAAGUCAAAUUGUGUGCCAAACUUCAGCACCGCAAUCUUGUUAAGGUUCUUGGUUGUUGCAUUGAAGGAGAAGAGAAAAUGCUCAUAUAUGAAUAUAUGCCCAACAAGAGCUUAGAUUCAUUUAUUUUUGGUACUUCAAGUCAAUUUCUAGAUUGGCUCAAGCGCUUUCACAUUAUUUGUGGAAUUGCUCGAGGACUUAUGUAUCUUCAUCAAGAUUCUAGAUUAAGAAUUAUCCAUAGAGACCUUAAGUUAAGUAAUAUAUUAUUAGAUAUUGAAUUAAAUCCAAAAAUCUCAGAUUUUGGAUUGGCAAGAAUAUUUGGAGGAGAUCAAAUUGAAGAUAAUACAAGGCAAAUAGUUGGCACAUACGGUUAUAUGGCACCAGAAUAUGCAAUUAAUGGACUAUUCUCUAUCAAAUCUGACGUAUUCAGCUUUGGAGUAAUACUGUUGGAAAUGGCAUGGAGAUUGUGGAAGGAGGAAAUCCCAUUGAAAUUGAUUGACAAACAUUUGGGGAAGUCUUAUAUUGAAUCAGAGGUAUUGAGAUGCAUCCAUAUCGGUCUUCUUUGUUUGCAAUGCCAUUCUGAUGAUAGGCCAAACAUGACAUCUGUGGUUGUAAUGUUGAAUAGUGAGAGUGCCUUGCCUCAACCUAAAGAACCUGGUUUCCUUCUGGAAACCAUGCCAAUGAGGGGAGAAUUUUCUCCUAACAAUCAUGCUACUCCUUCAAGCAAUGAAAUAUCUAUCACGUUGGAAGCAAGAUAAUUACUUCUUAAUUUUGUAAUGAGCUUACCCUUUUAGGACAAGACUAGUUAGCUGCAAUAAUGAAAUAUGAUGUUGAUUCUAAA
This is a messenger RNA of Prosopis cineraria, 2189 nucleotides long. Its product is annotated as G-type lectin S-receptor-like serine/threonine-protein kinase At4g27290. The record is from RefSeq and is a predicted model, not a curated record. The transcript has 7 exons. Bases 151 to 2106 code for a protein of 651 amino acids. Gene Ontology annotation, molecular function: ATP binding; protein kinase activity. Lineage: Eukaryota; Viridiplantae; Streptophyta; Magnoliopsida; Fabales; Fabaceae. Gene Ontology annotation, biological process: protein phosphorylation; recognition of pollen.